GGCACAGCCCAGGCCUCCGCCGCCUGGAGCGCUGCCCGCUGCUGCCACACGCACCGAGCCAGCCGGGCAGGGGAGCCGCCGGAGAGCCCUGAAUCUUGACUGCAGUGAAGGGACUACUGCCACUUGAACAAUGCAUACAAGUAAGGAGGAAGAGCUGGAAAGCAAUACAUUUUACAGGCCAGUGUGCUGUAGGGUAGUAUAUGUGAAACAAAGAUCCCAUUUGAAUGCAUGACUCAGUCUGAAACAUCCAAAGUGGUAGUAAGGUUCAAUGGCAAAUGUAAACAUUUGUCAACACUUGAAAAAUAUUCCUUUGGACAGCAUGGAUUUGCUGGAAUCUAGAGUUCAGAACACUUGCAAAGAACAGCGCUUUAUUUUUUAAAGCAUUAAUUACCUGGAUUGGUUGCAGCGAUGGCUAGCAAAAGAAAAUCCACAACUCCUUGCAUGAUACCGGUAAAAACAAUGGUGCUGCAGGAGAUGGAAUCAGAUGCUGUGGAAGAUGAUCAUGAAGGAACUCAACAGCACAUGCCUCCUGAACCACCGGCAGCUGGUGAUGCUGUUAUUAACAAUAGCAGCAAUAAUGCAACAUUGUCUAAUGGGCAUCGCAGUAUUAUGGACGGUGAUACUUACUUGUGUAAGUAUUGUGAUUUUGGAUCUCAAGAUGUUAAUCAUUUCUUUGGACACAUGGAUUCUGAGCACUUAGACUUCAGCAAAGACCCCUCGUUUGUAUGCGUUGAGUGCAGUUUUCUGGCACAAAGCCACAAAGGGCUUUUGCAUCACAAUGCGGAGUGCCACGGUGGUGAAACUAGCUUCCUCUGGAAUGUGGCUAAGCAGGAUAAUCAUACGACAGUGGAGCAAAGUAUCUCUGAUGCCACCAGCAACCAAGACCUUUCAGGAGAAUUCUGUGAGGAGGGGGUAGAUGGUCAAGCUGAAAUCAUCAUCACCAAAACUCCCAUUAUGAAGAUAAUGAAAGGUAAGCCUGAGGCCAAAAAAAUUCACAUGCUAAAGGAGAAUGUAUCAAAUCAGCCAGGCAAUGAUUUGGCGAUGAAAGAUGGUGACCAUUCAUUCACCAAUGGGUCUUUGCCAGCCAGCCAGUCAACGGCCAGCUCAGCAAAAUCAUCUCACAUAGUUAAUGGCUCCAUAUUGGGAAACGUGCCUGUUUUGCAGGCAGGCGUUGCACAACUUGUGUCAUUGCAGCAGCAGCAGCCGCAGCUGCACCAGGACCUACCCACGUCCAAAUCCCUUCCUAAAGUGAUGAUUCCUCUGAGCAGCAUUCCCACCUACAAUGCAGCCAUGGACUCCAACAGUUUCCUGAAAAACUCCUUCCAUAAGUUUCCCUACCCUACAAAAGCUGAGCUUUGCUAUUUGACUGUCGUGACCAAGUACCCAGAAGAGCAGCUUAAGAUCUGGUUUACUGCCCAGAGGUUGAAACAAGGCAUUAGCUGGUCCCCAGAGGAGAUAGAAGAUGCACGGAAAAAAAUGUUCAACACGGUUAUUCAGUCUGUACCGCAGCCCACUAUCACAGUUUUAAAUACACCUCUAGUCGCAAAUGCCAGCAAUGUCCAGCAUCUCAUUCAGGCAACUCUACCUGGUCACAUGGUCGGGCAACCAGAAGGAACGGGAGGGUUACUCGUUACACAACCAAUAAUGACAAAUGGAUUAAAAGGAAGCAGCUCGUCUCUUACGUUAGCAGUGACAUCUAUUCCCAAGCUCCAACCCAUUACGCAACACAACAAUGCGUGUUCGAGCAGCGCAUCAGCUGUGAAGGUGGUCAACACAGCUCAGUCUCUGCUGACUGCAUGCCCAAGCAUAUCUUCACAAGCUUUCAUGGAUCCCAGCAUCUACAAAAAUAAGAAGUCCCAUGCGCAGCUGUCUGCACUGAAAGGCAGCUUCUGCAGGAAUCAGUUCCCUGGCCACGCUGAAGUUGAGCGUCUGACCAAAAUUACAGGCCUUACAACUAGGGAGGUUCGAAAGUGGUUUAGUGAUAGGAGAUAUCAUUUCAGGAAUAUGAAAGGCAGUAGAGCCAUGUUUGCUGGAGAUAACACAAUAAUUAUUGACUCUAUGCCUGACAUUACCUUCACUGUGUCACCAAAAGAGAUUGACUUAACCUCUACGACAGCAGCGAUGCCUGUGGCUCAUCACCAAACAAGGCGACAGUCCUGGCAUCAAACGCCCGACUUCACCCCAACGAAAUACAAAGAGAGAGCACCAGACCAGCUCAAGGCUUUGGAAGGCAGUUUUGCACAAAACCCUUUUCCUCCAGAAGAAGAAGUGGACCGUUUGAGGAGUGAAACAAAAAUGACCAGGAGAGAAAUUGAUAGCUGGUUUUCAGAGAGGAGGAAAAAAAAGGUGAUGGAGGAAAAUAAAAAAGCAGAAGAAAUGGUCCAGCAAGAGGAGGAGGAUGCUGACAAUAAUUGUGGAGAAGAGGAAGACUCCUCAGAUGAACUGAGGGUCUCAAGUGAAAAUGGUUCAUUAGACACCCCAAGCAGCAAUCAAACUUCACUGGAGCGGAAAGUUAGUCCUAUUAAAAUCAAUCUGAAGAAGCUUAGAGUGACUGAGUCAAAUGGCAAAAAUGAAUUGCCAGAGGUAGGUGCAAAUGAUCAAGGGGACAACUGUUCUAGCAGGCCACCUACCCCCGCAAAAACCAAACUGAACUUUAAAAAAACAGCCCAACAGCGGCAUUUGCUUAAACAAAUGUUCGUAAAGACACAGCGACCAACAAAUCAAGAAUACGACAGCAUAGUUGCUCAGACAGGCCUGCCCCGGGCUGAGAUAAUUCGCUGGUUUGGGGAUAGCCGGUACGGUUUAAAAAAUGGCCAGCUGAAAUGGUAUGAGAACUACAGGCGGGGUAUCUUCCCUCCAGGUUUAGCAGUGAUCAGCCCAGCUAGCAAAGAGAUCCUAGAGGACUAUUACAAAAAGCACAAGAUGCUGUAUGAAGAUGACCUUCAGAGCUUGUGUGAGAGAACUCAACUGAAUUCACAGCAGGUUAGGGUGUGGUUUGCUGUAAAGGCGGACGAAGAAACCCGGGCCGUGUCUGACACGGGAAGCGAAGAUCGAUACUCGGGCACGGGCGAACAAGCAGGAAGCCAAAAAGGGACAUGCGAUGCCAGUUCGGAGGUAUCUGAGAAUAGCGAAUCUUGGGAGCCCAGUGGCCAGGAAGGCCAUUCGGAACCCUUUGAUACUUUUAGCCAGCAACCUGCAGUUCAGCUUGAAACAGAUUGACCUUAAACUGCCUGCUCUGAAGGAUCUGUGAUUACAUUUGAGAAGAUUGUAAAUCCAUGGGCCUGAUACGAAUCUCAGUAGCAGGGAGUGGUGUAAAAGCACUGCUGUAAUGAGACCUUUCAGUACAGCACAUCAGAGAGGGAGAGCAAGAGAAUCGGGCUCUUCAUGCAGUGCCAUCUGCAGCCUAAUCUAGAAUCUUACUCACCAGCUGGCCAGAGUAGGGCAUCAGUAAGAUCUUCUCACUCUUGUGACGUAGGAUGCUGUUUCCUUUCCAGUGGAUAAACUUUCAGAUUUCAUAUUCAUAUAAUGGAACCAACUUUUGACAUGCAGACAGCCGCCUCGACAAGCAUAAUUAAUUUUGGACAUUGAUUGUGUAAAUGUAUUUUUUGCAUAGAAAUGGACUAUCAUGGCACAAUACAUUUUUAAUCUUCA
This is a messenger RNA of Terrapene triunguis (Three-toed box turtle), 3651 nucleotides long. RefSeq names its product zinc fingers and homeoboxes 3 (gene ZHX3). NCBI's taxonomy places the organism in Eukaryota, Metazoa, Chordata, Testudines, Emydidae. The record is from RefSeq and is a predicted model, not a curated record. Gene Ontology annotation, biological process: regulation of transcription by RNA polymerase II. Gene Ontology annotation, cellular component: nucleus. Gene Ontology annotation, molecular function: DNA-binding transcription factor activity, RNA polymerase II-specific; DNA binding. Bases 409 to 3219 code for a protein of 936 amino acids. The transcript is spliced from 5 exons.